Messenger RNA from Zymoseptoria tritici IPO323, 1086 nucleotides. RefSeq lists its product as uncharacterized. Gene Ontology annotation, biological process: attachment of spindle microtubules to kinetochore. The transcript is spliced from 3 exons. The record is from RefSeq and is a predicted model, not a curated record. Bases 1 to 1086 code for a protein of 361 amino acids. Lineage: Eukaryota; Fungi; Ascomycota; Dothideomycetes; Mycosphaerellales; Mycosphaerellaceae. Gene Ontology annotation, cellular component: mitotic spindle pole body; DASH complex; mitotic spindle.
AUGUCGCGAUCCAUGGCGCAACGAAGCCUGACUCUCACCGAGGAGCUGGAGAAGCUGGAGCAGCAAAUCACCUUGACCCUUCAGGAAAUCGACAGCAACUUCAGCAAGGCGCAUCGCAUCGUCACCUCGAGCAUCCUACCCAUUGUUGAGGAGUACGCAAAGCAUAGCGGUGAGGUGUGGGAGGGAUCAAAGUUCUGGAAACAAUUCUUCGAGGCAUCAGCCAAUGUUUCCCUAUCUGGAUAUGAGGAGGCGCAAGAGGAGGAAGUCACACAUACGGAGACAAAUGAGUCUUUCCAGACACCAUCCGAUCGAGACGAGAGUACGGUGACAGGUGCAGAGCUGGACAAUGCGAAUGGAGAAGAGGACUUCACCGUGGACUCCCCGUCGCAAGUCACCGGCGUGCAAUCCACCCCUAAGCUCACGCCGACAGGCAGGAGAGGCUCUGCUGGGAGAAGCACAAGGACCUUCAACACAAGGCACAACAACGACCCACUGAUGCACCGUGUGCUUGACAAGAACUAUCGCGUCCAGGCCACACCGCUCACGCAACGCAAACAACCCGAGCCCAAUCGGAAGAAAGCCACACCAGCAACAGCAACCAAGAAUGCACCCUGGGACGACUCACCACAAUCUUCGCCCGAGAUUUCGGCACCGCAACUCCGCAGCGACUUCUUCUCGCCCGCCAAAACCGCCCCACGGACCCCAGGCCUGUCUGUCCUCGCCUCAGCACGCAAACCCGCCGGCGGCGGGAAAGCUCCCACAACCUCCACCGGCCGCCAGCUCUUCUCUCCUCAAGACAAAACUUAUGCCAGUACUCGCGACAGGACCUACACCUUCGACGACAGCGAUGAUGAGGAUGAUUUACCGGAAAUGUCACCGCCCAAGACGAUGCAGUUUCAUGUUCCGCAGUCGAGGUUAAUGCAGACGCCGGCGAGGGAGGCAAGUAAGCGGAUUGUGGAGGAUUUGUUGAUGACGGCCGGAGCGGACAAUACGGAUGAUAUUGAAGGAGAGGACUUCGAGCUGGAGUUGGAGGCGAGUCCGAGCGUGGUUAAACGGGCGGGAGAUUGGGAUGAGGAUACCUUUUGA